This is a messenger RNA of Leptonychotes weddellii (Weddell seal), 5375 nucleotides long. It is a transcript of the gene FOXN2, whose product is annotated as forkhead box N2. Lineage: Eukaryota; Metazoa; Chordata; Mammalia; Carnivora; Phocidae. The record is from RefSeq and is a predicted model, not a curated record. Gene Ontology annotation, molecular function: cis-regulatory region sequence-specific DNA binding; DNA-binding transcription factor activity. Gene Ontology annotation, biological process: regulation of DNA-templated transcription. Gene Ontology annotation, cellular component: nucleus.
GCUGCCGCGGCCGCCACCGCAGCUGCCGCUGCCUGCUCUUUGCCGCGUCUUCCCGGAGGCGGCUGCUGGAAGCCGCCGGGAGCAGCUGUGGUGCUCUGCCAUAUUGUGUCUUCCCCUGCCCGUCCCUCGCCUCCCCGCUGAGGCGGUCGAGCAGACGAAACUGUAAGAGUAAAUGGGUCCAGUAAUUGGAAUGACUCCAGAAAAGAGAGCUGAAACUCCAGGAGCUGAAAAGGUUGCAGGAUUAAGCCAGAUUUACAAAAUGGGAAGCUUGCCUGAAGCUGUUGAUGCUGCCAGGCCAAAGGCCACUCUAGUGGACAGUGAGUCAGCAGAUGAUGAACUCACAAACUUGAACUGGCUUCAUGAAAGUACUAAUCUUCUAACAAACUUCAGCUUUGGAAGUGAGGGUCUUCCAAUUGUUAGUCCAUUGUAUGACAUAGAGGGAGAUGAUGUGCCAUCCUUAGGACCAUCUUGCUAUCAGAACCCAGAAAAAAAAUCAGCAACUGCAAAGCCCCCAUAUUCCUUUAGUCUUCUCAUUUACAUGGCCAUUGAACACUCUCCAAAUAAAUGUUUGCCUGUCAAAGAAAUUUAUAGCUGGAUUUUGGAUCGCUUCCCAUAUUUUGCUACUGCACCAACAGGCUGGAAGAAUUCUGUUCGACAUAAUCUGUCCCUGAAUAAAUGUUUUCAGAAAGUGGAAAGAAGCCAUGGCAAGGUCAAUGGAAAAGGUUCCUUAUGGUGUGUUGAUCCAGAAUAUAAACCCAACCUUAUGCAGGCACUGAAGAAGCAACCUUUUUCCUCAGCAUUAACAUUUUACACCCCUCCUGCAUCUCCACAAAGUGGCUCUUUAUCACCUCAUUUCUUAAGCUCUGUACUCAAGCAGAACCAGGUGCGAACCCUUAAAGAAUCUGAUAUUGAUGCUGCCACUGCAAUGAUGCUUUUAAAUACUUCUCUAGAACAAGGCAUUUUAGAAUGUGAGAAGCCUCUUCCUCUUAAAACAGCAAUGCAAAAAAAGAGGAGUUAUGGCAAUGCAUUUAAUCAUCCCAGUAGUGUGCGAUUGCAAGAGAGUGAUUCUUUGGCCACAAGCAUUGAUCCAAAAGAAGACCACAAUUACAGUGCAAGCAGCAUGGCAGCACAGCGCUGUGCGUCCAGGUCUAGUGUGUCUUCUCUGUCCUCUGUGGAUGAGGCAUAUGAAUUUAUCCCAAAGAGCAGCCAUGUGGGAAGUGAUGGCAGUGAAGGAUUUCACAGUGAAGAAGAUACAGAUGUUGAUUAUGAAGAUGAUCCUCUUGGAGACAGUGGCUAUGCAUCACAGGCUUGUGCAGAUGCCUCUGAAAAAGGGCAGCCAGGCAAAAAGAUGCGCAAACAGUUAUGUCAAGAAAUUGAUGAGGAGCUCAAAGAGGCAGCUGGAUCUCUGCUCCACCUUGCUGGAAUCCGAACAUGUCUGGGUUCCCUAAUAAGUACUGCGAAGACACAAAAUCAAAAGCAGCGGAAAAAAUAGAAAUACUUAUUAGUGUGAAAUUAUUUUAAAGUGUGGCAAUACUCUUCUACUUAAUUCUUUACAAGGGAUAUCAAAGCCAUAAUGGACUUCUUUUGUUUUAGGGUGGGGGAGGGGUGCUAAUUACUUGUUUAUUUCACAACAUGUUUGUUUUAAUUUUUAUUAAAUAAUUGCUGUUAGGAUCAUGCCCAACCAUAGAUACGCUGCCAAGUCCUAAAAGCAUAAUAUUUGUGAUAAGUGUGUCUAAGAUUUGGAAAUUUUUAUAUAAGAAAAUCCACAGCCUGUGUCUUAAAACUUGUAGGAAAAAUCUUUUAUUCUGUUUAUGUGUUAAAGUGUAAGAAUUGGCAACUCUGUAACUUUUUUUCAUUUUCUUUUCCAAUCAUUUGUAAUUAACUGUAGUUGCUGAUCCAGCUAAAAAUGUUGCUGAUGUCUUUCUCACAUACUUCUCUCUGGACACAUGCAAUCCAGUAGAAUGAGAUUUGGAUUUUUUUAUUUUGUCUUAAUUUUAGUUUUUAAUUAUUUUUCGCUGAAGCGUGGACAAAGUUGAAUAUAAAUUGGAAAAGGUCCUUUUGCUAAGUGAAAGCUCCUUUUGGCUACAUAGGCAGGAAGUAUAACAAAGAGUUCUGAAAUUUAGAAAAGGCAGUUUUGUGGUAAAAUUUCUAAUAAGAACACUCCCAAUUCCUAUUAUAAUAUUAUCUUUGAAUUUUUUUUACUUCCCAGAUGUUGCAUAACAUUUAUUGGGGCCUUUUGUUCAUUCCCAAAGUGCUUUGCAACCAUUGUUUGAAUUUUAGCCACUAGCUGUCUUUGUUGAGUAAAAAUAACCCAGUGAGAGAGGAUAUAGCCAUAAAGUAUGUUAUGGAGUUAACACUCAUUUUGACACACUUUUUGCAAUAAGAGAAUCUUUUAUUUGUUGUUAAAUGGACUGCAUUCUGGGAAUUUUGUAGUAGGAAUGGAGUGUGACCUAAUAUAGACAUUUUGAAUACUUACUACUUAUGUCCUCUUAAAUAAAGAUAGAUCAUUUAGGAAAAAACUUCUGUCCAAGGUUUGUAUGAAUUAAGUUUGUAUGUAUUCCUAAUUAAAUUUAAAAGGAUUUAACAAAACUGUAGAAACCAAGUACCUUCAUGAGUUUGAAAAUUCAUAUAAAAUUAAAUCUUAUACAGUACACCCUUUGGGGGAGGCAUUAUAAUACGUAUGUGCCAUUUAUUCCAUGCUAAAAGAUUUUAUAUUGCUGUUCCAAAGGUGCAUUGACUAAGGCAUUUUAAGCAUUUGAACAAAUCUGCUCUAUGAGACAUUUUUUCAUAUCAUUUUUAUAGUUUGACUAUAUUAAUUUAGAAAGAACACAGGAUACAUUAGUAAAACUAAACUUAUUAUAUAUUUUUUUUUUACAGUGAUAGAAGCAACUUUCCAAAAGUUCAGUCUUAUCUCUUGGUGCAUUCUGUUUUAUAACAAUGACCUUGUUUUCAUUUUUCUGAUAAUUUCUAUGUACAUAUACAUACAUACAUAGGCUCAUGAUUUUGGUUGGUUACUUUCAGCUGUUUCUAUGACUAAAGCAUUUUCUUGGAUUUUUUUUUAAGAGGUAUUUUUAUUUUAACUUGUAAAUUUUAUUUGGGCAAAACUGUUGAAUGAGAAGCAUAAUGAAAACAUCUUUUUCAAUUGGCAAAACUUUAAGCCAGAGCCAGGGAUAACAACAUUAAUAUUAUCUGUCCCGUUUCCAUGUUAAUUGUAAUUGAACUUGGAUAGCCACAUUAAUAGAAUCAGUGCUGUUGAAAUACAGUAAUUUUUAAAUUUGUUGAUAAUGAAAAAUAGUUUUUAAGUAUGCAGGAUGAGGUAUUUGGGAUUGUUUUUUUUCUUCUUCAUUUUUGUCACCUCUGCUACAGAAAAUGGCUAAUCCAAGUUAACACCUUUUACAUGGACAGUGACUAUAACACACCAAAAAAUGCUUAUACCACAGUAUAAAUAGUAUACAGAUUAUAAAAAUCAUUUCAAUAACAGUAUCUUAAAGCUCUUUAUGGUGGCCCUCUGGAUAGACCUUAGUAACAGUGUGUUUCAGUGACCUGGUUCCAGUUUAUUUUGUUCUACUGAAAUUCUGUACCACAGAUGUUCUCUCUGGUUCCUGUCCAUUAGAUAAUUACUCUUUGUAAGCAGAGGAGGAUGAUUUAAGAUAAGGAGGGGGAGAGUUGUUCCCCCUUUAAGAGGGAUCUUCAAAAUUAUUUUGGCUUAAUAUAAAUAACAAUAAUUCUUUAAACUUAAUAUUCUCUCCCUCUUCAAAUUUAAAAGUUUAAAUGCAUCACUAGCAAAGACAAUGAAUGCUUUCAUACUAAAAGCUAAUGGGAAGAAGUCAUAUGGUAUUUUACACUUAAUAUACAGAAUUCAGUGCAUCACUUUUUCCAUUUGCUGAUUUACUGAGGCAGUUGUUUUCAAGGGGAAGUACUUUUUUAAUUAUGAUUCCCCCAUUAUUACUUUCAUAGAUAUUAUGAUCCCAUUCGUCAGGUGUGUUGAGAUAAAUAACCACCCAAUUAAGGAAAGUCAUUUCAAGUCCUAUGGACUGGAAAUUGUAUUUCUGAUAAUAUAUUAAUAAGAAAUUAUACUGUAAUAGAAACAGUUUGGCAAUUCCAGAGAGGUUAUAUAUGUUCCAGCAUAUUUUAAGACUGUGAUUUAAGCUAACAUAAUUUGCCUUACAUCAAUAUAAAUUGUUACAACCGAUUCUAGUUUACAAUAGAUUUCUAGUGAAGUUUUGAGUCAGCACAAUUAAUCUUCAUCUUUCCCAUCCCAAAUAGAAUCAGUGUUUCUUGAAUAUAGAUUUUUGAAAUUUAUUUGUGCAAUAUAUUACUAGAUUCAUUAAUAUUUUAUUUUACCUUUCAAAUUCAGAGAAAGAAAACAUUACUUGUAUUCAUGGAAAAGCUAAUUAUUGGUGGAUUGCCUCCUUUUUUCCACCUUUGAGCCUUUCCUUUCCUCCCUAUAGCCAGCAUGACUUCUCUUAACUUAGAUUCCCCUGUAUAUAGUAAGGCUUAGAAUAUAUAUAUAUAUUUUUUUUGCUACUUUCUGAGGCAUUAUGUAAAAGGUUCAUAUUAGGUGGUCAGUUAAAUAUAUGUAAGCACGAAUUCAAAGGUAGAGAAAGUGUUGAGGGAAUGUGUGUGUCUUCGUAGACCAGGAGGCUUUUCCUAGCAGUUUAAUCAACAGAUGUGAAUAAUUCACAAAGCUGUAAAGACUUUUGUCUUAAAUACUUACAGUAACUUAACAACCAUUUGUGAAGACCACACAUUUAAUUAAAGGCUUUCUGGUUUACAUAUACUUUACAGUUGUUUUUUUUUUGUUGUUAGUUUGAAAUGUGUAAGCUUUGAUUUAAAGUUUACUUCACUAUAUUAAUGAUGUACUCAAAGUAUUUAUUGAAAGACAAAGUAGAGUAUUUUAAUGUUAUACCUGCCAUUUUUUCUUAAAGCACAUUUAUUUCUGCAUCUAACUGCCAUUGCCAUUGUUGUACAUUUCUUAUUAAACUAAGUGCUUAAUUUUAAGUAUUAUGUUGUCAUCAUAUAGUGUAUAAAAAUGUAUAAUUGCCAAUUCACUGUAACUACUAUUUAUUUUUAAAUGAAAGUGUAAGAAUGCUUUCUGAUUCAAGAAAUUUGAGUUAUUAAACUGGUUUCCUUAUCCUCUUUUCUAAUGUAGCAUAAAAAUUGCCCUGAGUUUGAGUUAUAACUGCCAGUAGAUGACCAGUCACAAGUGAACCACUUCUCAGUUGCCAGUCUUUGUUCAUAUUAAAAGCAGCCUAACAGAUAUUUAGUUUUUGUAUCUAAUCUCUGAUGAUUAAAGUGUUUAUAAAGUUUAUUUUUACCAAAGAAAUGCAAUUCAUUAUGAUAAAGUAUUGCAGAAUAAACCUUGUUUUAUAACA